This is a messenger RNA of Coregonus clupeaformis (lake whitefish), 1571 nucleotides long. RefSeq names its product RNA polymerase II, I and III subunit H (gene polr2h). Gene Ontology annotation, molecular function: DNA-directed RNA polymerase activity. Bases 843 to 1295 code for a protein of 150 amino acids. The record is from RefSeq and is a predicted model, not a curated record. Gene Ontology annotation, cellular component: RNA polymerase III complex; RNA polymerase I complex; RNA polymerase II, core complex. The transcript is spliced from 7 exons. Lineage: Eukaryota; Metazoa; Chordata; Actinopteri; Salmoniformes; Salmonidae. Gene Ontology annotation, biological process: DNA-templated transcription.
AAUAUGCCAAUUUAGCUCGCUACGCUAACCGGUGCUUUGAGUCCAAUGAACGAUGUAGUUAUUUUGUAAAGGUAACUAGCUAGAAUAAAAAGAAUUAUCACAUUGGCGUCAUGGGUGGACAAAGCUAGCUACGGUAACUUAACUACCUGGUUAAAAGUAGAAGAUAAUAGAAAUGGUGGUCAGGUGCACAGAAGCAUUGCGACUAAACCUAGCUAACAGUAGCUACUAGUUCUCGAAAACUCUUCUCUCCGUUAACUUUGCCCAUGGCUGGCCAUGUGAACUACAAUUCCGACACUGUUAGAAACGUCAAUCAUCGCUAGCGAAACUGUUUUUGAAACAUAUGGCCCUUAACUUUAAUAUCAGCGAGAAAUAAUAUUGCAUAUAUGUAUCCUGUAACGUUAGCAAAUUUGCACAGAUCCAUACGCUGUGUGCCUCCAGUUGACGAACCAAUGGUGUUCGGAUCACGCUAGAUAGCUAAUGCCGCGUUCAAAACUACUGGAAACUCGGAAAUCUCCGACUUCAGUGCCUUACUGUAACUGGGAACCUGGAGAAAACUAGCUCCGACUGGGAAAAAUCGAUUGGGACGGUCAUCCAACUCGGGCCUCUUUCUAGAGCUCCGACCAGAAGAUCACUGACGUUUUGAACGCAGCAUAAUUAUCACAGGCGGUCACCUCUGUCUUCGUUAAACAAGCGCUGUAAAAUGGAGAUAUGGCUGUGUCAACACUAACCCUAUAAAGCGACGCGUGUCAACGUUUAGAGCAACGGUCGGGGCUCUUAACAAAAGUCCCCCGGGAAGAAGACGCCUUCAUCAAUAGGCGAAAGGGCACUAGACCAGAACAGACAUGGCUGGGAUAUUGUUUGAGGACAUCUUUGAUGUGAAAGACAUCGAUCCAGAUGGGAUGAAAUUUGACAGAGUUUCUCGUCUGCACUGUGAAAGUGAGUCCUUCAAGAUGGACCUCAUCUUGGAUGUAAACAUUCAGAUCUAUCCUGUUGACCUUGGUGACAAGUUCAGAUUGGUAAUAGCCAGCACGCUAUAUGAAGAUGGAACUCCUGACGAUGGGGAAUAUAAUCCACAGGAUGAUCGACCAUCCAGGGCGGAUCAGUUUGACUAUGUGAUGUAUGGCAAAGUAUACAAGAUUGAGGGUGACGAGACCUCUACGGAAGCAGCUACACGUCUCUCUGCCUAUGUGUCUUACGGAGGUCUACUGAUGAGGCUACAAGGUGACGCGAACAAUCUGCACGGCUUUGAAGUGGACUCCCGAGUCUACCUGCUUAUGAAGAAACUGGCCUUCUAGACCCUCAGUGUGGCCACAGCGGCUCCUCUGUCUACAGUACCCCCCUGAACUGGAGGCUGCCACUGUACAUUCUGAUUUUGUAUGGGAAAAUGUGGAGGGGAUGUCCAUCUCUAAAGAGACUUUAAAGCAGUAGAAGGUUUUUAGUUUUUUUAAUUCUUAGUGAUGUUAGUUUCUCCCAAAGAGAUGGACUAGAGAGACACCAUAAAGCAAAGGAACCGUAAGCAAAUUCCAUCUGCUGGCAAAUCAUGUAAAUAAAUAUGUUUUUUGAUAAUGUUC